AUGCAGGACUUGGUCGAGAGGGCAGAGGAACUGCACAAGAUGGUCACGAGCGUGGCUGGCUCGGACGACCUGCUCAAUCAAAACGGCAACAGACCCCAUCUCCCCAGCAGCCUGGUCGAGGCCUUUGAACGCAUCGUCAGCCUAUUUGUGCUGAAGGCCAAAGAGUUGUCCUGGCUGAACAGAUUCGCCCUCAAGUCCGACCCAACAUACGGCCGACAUGCCCAACGACGUUUGGAUCAACUCAGGAGAACCGGCGACGCUAUCUCGGAACAGACCCGGGGUCUUCUAAACCGCGCCAAAGAGGACAUAAUGUUGUUAGGCACCAGCAAGCGCGACGUGGAGAGAAUCGUCAUAGCACCCAUUGGGCCUGAAUUCCUUGCGAUGUCGCUGAUCAGCAACCUGCAGAACAACAUGCUUAUCCGUGGGACCGACAAGCGAUUCGACCUCAUCAACCAUUACAGGAACCGCGCGGCCAGACUUCGGUUCGAAACCAACAGAAGACCCAAGAGAAAUGCAUUCGUGCAGAUCCACGCCCUCGAGGAGGAGUUGGAAGCUCUUCAGAUGGUGGUUGAUUCGCAGCAAGAGCUCUGGAGGGCCCAUCAGAAGCUCUUCUCCCCCCUGACUUUCAAAUGCCCGACCACCGAUUGGUUUUAUUACCGAGAGAGAAAGUCAAUGUUCAGACUCGAGAGCAAAAGUGUCCAUAGGCAGCAAAGGCGGCUAGCUGAGCGCGAAAGAGCCCUCUGGAUCCUGCGAAAGAGAACCCGGGCCCUGAGGGAUGAUACGAAGCAGAGGAUCGAGAUACUUGACGAGGGUCACGGGAGGGCGAUUCGGGUUUUCACCAUCGUGACGUUGUUUUUCCUGCCAUUGUAA
Messenger RNA from Colletotrichum chrysophilum, 870 nucleotides. RefSeq lists its product as uncharacterized. NCBI's taxonomy places the organism in Eukaryota, Fungi, Ascomycota, Sordariomycetes, Glomerellales, Glomerellaceae. The coding region runs from base 1 to 870 and encodes 289 amino acids. The transcript has a single exon. The record is from RefSeq and is a predicted model, not a curated record.